UACAUACAUUACAUUACACAGAUAAAACAUUACACAGAACACUUUUGAUUGACGCAUAUUGAUGUAACUCUAAAUUAUGUCGAAAGCUGCAAUAUAAGCAUUAAGAAAAACGCCACGAAGGAGAAAGAAAGAAAAAGAGACGGUGUUCCGCGCCAUUGAAAUGCAAAUCUACGAACAAGGAGAGAUUGUACUUGUAUGUGUGUGUGAGAGAGAGUGUGUGUCUUUAGAGAAGGGGGGUCCGCAGAGCGGACAACUUUGAGAAAGAGGAGACUUGUUGAAGAAAAACAGCCACACACGCACUCGCCCGUUCGCACAGCAACACCGAACGACGUCACGGUCCGCUUUAGCAGUCGAUGCUAAUAUUGAGUUUAUUUAACGAACUCUGUUAACAUAGGUCGAUGUUGUUCUAGCGUGCCCUGCAAGGUGGAUUACUGACGGAGAGUAAGAUUCAUCUUAGAAAUACAUCACUGGUGUUUCGACGUGCGUUGAAAACUUGUUUGAUGCCUGUAACUCUCACCGGCUGCUCGUGAAUCAUGUCACGCCGGAAACAGAAACGGCCUCAGCAGCUCGUUAACGCGGACCCCGGGGGCACGCGCUUGAUGCCACAAGAUGACCAGUUCCCAGUGAAAUCUCCAUCAUCUUCACUUGUCUCAGAAGCUACCUCAUCAUCCUCUGCUUCCUCCCCCACAUCCCUUCAAGACUGUCAGCCUCCUUUGGCCCCAAGGCCAUCCCCUGGUGGACUUCAUGCUCCCUCACUCCCCAAUGAAAGCUCCUCUCCUCCCCAUUGGUCUAAUCAUAUUGCCUUAUAUACUACAUCUCUGCCUAAUGCACACUCAUCUCUUUCUCCAGACUUUCCACAUCCUUCUCUGUCCUCCCAGACCCACUCUCCUCCUCCUGUCCAACAGAAAUCCAUUCACAUCCCACCUCACCAGCCUCACUCCACUGUGACUUCCCCACCAAUGGGUAUUUCGGCAACCACCACUACCUCAUCUUCCUCAUCUUUAUCUUCAUCAUCAUCAUCACUGGCUGCCCCACCACAUCAAGGAAGCCCUAGUCCAAAUCACCAAACUCCAUCGUCACCCUCAGAACAGCUUCAGGUGCCUCCUACUUUGGCUGUGCUCUUAGAGGAACUUAGAGUCUUGCAGCAAAGGCAGAUUCACCAAAUGCAGAUUACAGAAGAGAUAUGCAGGCAGGUGCUGCGCCUGGGUGGUAUGGGUAGCGACCAAGAUGGACCUCAGGGAUCUGUGGAAAGUCAACAGAGAGGUGCAGACUUGCUAUCGCCACCCAACACUGCCUCUGGUACUGCUUUGAUUCCUCAAGCUCCUGUGCCCAAGCCCAACCUGUCUUACACGAACGGAAUUAGAGCUCCUCUUUUGUCCUCCUCAUCUUCUACAACCUCCUUGUCCACUUCAUCCUUAGUCACCUCUUCAGCCCCUCUGCACCCCCUUUCUCUAACAUUGGGACUUCCACCUCGUUACCUCAAUGAAAAGUCUCCCAAUAACUCCAUGAGUCACACCAAUGGUGUGAAUUUUUCGACUACUCCCUUGCCCACAUCUAGUCUCUCGCAGGACCAGCUAUCACUUAGUUCUACUGUUAGUACCUCAAAUGGAUCUUUAGCCUCCUCUUCAAGCCGUCAGCAGCACAUUUGUCGGUUCUGUGGGAAGGUUCUAAGCAGUGACUCCUCCUUACAGAUUCACCUGAGAUCUCACACUGGUGAGCGUCCCUAUCAAUGUCCGGUCUGUCUAAGUCGCUUCACUACCCGUGGCAACCUCAAGGCCCACUUCCUUCGUCAUCGUGAGCAAAAUCCUGAGCUGUCACUCUCCCUCUUGCCACCAGCUCUGUCUGAACAGGGACAAUCUGGAUCCACCUCAGGACCAUCACAGAGACGCAGAAAACGUCGGGCAGAGGAUGAGGAGCCUUUUGGUGUUAAAGGUAGUGUAGGAGUGCCAGACAGUUUAGCUCUGGGUUUUCUGUCUGGAUCAACUCACCCAUCACCCUCCUCCCUUCCACUGCCCCCCAGUGUUGAUCUGGCUCUGCUUUCCACUGCCCACUCUUUGCUACAACUCAACCGUGCCUCAGCCGCAGCUGCAGCAACAAGUGCACAGCCCUCAUCCACAUCCAUUUCCUCCUCUACCUCCUCUGUGAUGACCACUCAGUUUAAAGGUUCGAAGCAGCAGAGAUUUGAUGAGAAUACACCACCACACUCAGCCCUGCUCCCUGGAUCUCCAUAUUCCCAGCUUGCACACCUUCCUAAGAUUCUUUUUCCCUCAGGUCCCUCUGCCCACCAUCCCAGCCUUGCUCUUCUCCGCCCUCCACACCUCUCGUCUCCUCACCUCCCACUUACCUUCCCCUUCUCCUCUUAUGCCAAACCUCAAAAUUCCUCUCCUCCAUCCUCCACUAAGUCAUCCACCUCUGCCACUUCUGACACCUCCAAGCUGCAGAGACUGGCACAAAAGUUGGAAAAGCAGCCCCUUCCUAAAAGCAGCCAUGAAGGUCAGACAAAUUAUAACGCUCAGGCUAAUGACAUAUCCACAACAUCAAAUGCUAAUUCUAUCUCGGCUUACAGAAGAGAAAUGAUGGCAGCCUUAGGGCUAAAUCCCAGCACUCACAAUGAACUGACUAGUCAAGAGCUCCCUGGAUCCACUGCAUCUUCUUUGGCCCCUAAUCAGUGUGGGGUGUGCUUGCGUGUCCUCAGCUGCCCAAGAGCCUUACGUCUCCACCAGGCCACCCAUUUGGGUGAACGUCCAUUUCCGUGCAAACUCUGUGGCCGCUCCUUCUCCACAAAGGGUAGCCUCAGGGCUCAUUUAGCAACUCAUCGAGCACGUCCAGCCAAUGCACGUGGGCAGAACUCCUGCCCGCUCUGUCAGCGGAAAUUCACUAAUGCUGUGGUGUUACAGCAUCACAUACGUAUGCAUCUGGGGGGUCAGUUGCCUCCAGAAGGAAAUGGAGACAUGCAGUCAGAGGAAAGUCAAAUAGAUGGCGUCUCUCUACCUAAAAACUUUCAGUCUCUUCCUCUCAAUAUGAGCACGUCAGCCUCUGCCAGCAUAUUAGAGUCUGGUGCUAGCCUUAGAGAUGCCACAUCAACUGAUGGAGACCAGCCCAUGGAGUCUGAUCAAGACCCAUAUGACAACACACCUGAGACCAGUCCAACUCUGACCCUGGAGAAGCAGGAUCAAGGCACGGCCUCAGAAAAUAGCCCAUCUGACAAUAACAUCAUCCCAGAGGAAAACCAUCAUGGUAUCGGCCAUCCCAACAGGUCUCAAGUUGUAAAUGGUUCUGCAGAAGAAGAUGAAGAUACACCUCUUUCCCUCUGUACUAGAACCACUUCCCAAGAUACAUUGUUUGGUAAAAAAUUACUCAUCGGGACUUCACAUCACACAGUGAUUAGUGGGCCAAAACCUGGUUUAAGCAGCGAAGCUCUGGAUCUGUCCCCAGCCCUCACACCACCCUCCAGCCCAAAGGUGUCAAGUGAAAUGAAAUCGGACCAAAGCAGUGAUCAAACAACACCUCACAUGAAUGGAACAGACCAUAGUUUUGAGCCCAAAGACAGUGAAGCAGAGCAUGCAUCUUUGCUAUCAAAAACUUCAAAAAAGGAAAAUGUGAAAGUGGAGAAUGCACACAUAUCUGAAAUUGAGGAGUUAACAAAGGAGAUUCAUCAAGGGAAACCAGCACAAGACAGUGAGAAAACAGAAGUACCAUCAUCAGAAACUCCUGUGGCCCCUUCACAACCCCAGCGCUCUGAGAAACCUUACAGCUGCACUGAAUGUGGAAAAGAGUAUGCCAGCCGAAGUGGAUUAAAGGGACACAUGAAACUCCACAGUGGAAGUAUGAAUCAAUUAGCCAGUAGCAUUUCUUCACAGUCCUCUGAGGGAAAACCUGUGGAGCAUCUGCAGGACCCAGUUACAUGUCAAACUAAUGGAAAACUACAAGUAGAUGAGGAUAAAAACUCAUCAGAGGAGAACGCAGACAAAAUGUCCUUGACUGAGCAUCUGGUGCCUACUACUGACAGAGAUGACAGACCUAAAGGCAGUGCUUAACAAAAUUAGUUAGGUUUAGCACUGUGCUUGUUACUGGUUUAUAAUUUCACAUUUUUAUAUUUUGUUCUUAUGAGUAGUUCGUAAUUGUUUGAUAUUGUAGAGUGGUAGCGGACCAGUCAAUAUGAAAUGGUAGUGCCUUUUUAGGAAGGCAAUGAAAUCAUACCGGACAAGACUUAGUAAGUCUUUCGACUUCAAGUAUCACGACGCACAGAAAUUGGACCUUGAAAAUAGUAUUUGUGCAUAACAAGUGACAAGCGAAUGACAAGCGAAUACCUUCCUUUAUUUUUUUGUAACAAUUACAUUCUACAUCUAAGUGCAAUUUGGAACUCAUUACAUUUACUCAAAUCCUUUAAAACCUAAAAAAAUAAGAAAUUGCGCAGAAACAGUUGGACAAAAGGGAAUAAUUUGAAGAGAGAAUGGGGGAUUGUACCAAAAGUGAUCACCUGAUGUGCAGUUGAAUGUAAAUAUAAUUUUUUUAUCUUUUCAAACUGUUGUAUUGUGUAGGUGUUUAUAGCUGCACUAUAUCUGUGACUUCUAAAACUGAUUGACAAGGGAGGCUUUCAAGAUACCAUUAUGUUUGAAACAUCUCUGUUGGUUCUUUUGAAUUAUAUUUAGCUUUGAUUUCUAAUUUUCAUGAAUGUAGCAUGACCCUAACUUGUCAAUUGAAAGAAAUAAAGUCAAAUGAAUGUCACAA
This is a messenger RNA of Misgurnus anguillicaudatus (oriental weatherfish), 4731 nucleotides long. RefSeq lists its product as uncharacterized. Gene Ontology annotation, biological process: regulation of transcription by RNA polymerase II. Gene Ontology annotation, cellular component: nucleus. The record is from RefSeq and is a predicted model, not a curated record. Lineage: Eukaryota; Metazoa; Chordata; Actinopteri; Cypriniformes; Cobitidae. Gene Ontology annotation, molecular function: DNA-binding transcription factor activity, RNA polymerase II-specific; RNA polymerase II cis-regulatory region sequence-specific DNA binding.